Molecule: messenger RNA, 195 nt
Organism: Sclerotinia sclerotiorum 1980 UF-70
Lineage: Eukaryota; Fungi; Ascomycota; Leotiomycetes; Helotiales; Sclerotiniaceae
Exons: 1
Coding region: 1-195 (64 amino acids)
Source: RefSeq, a predicted model, not a curated record
AUGUGUAACGUUACUGUUAAAAUCUUCAAAAAGUGCAAAUCUCCCGUGUACACUUCUCCAGAUAAGUACGAAUCCAAUUGUCGGGGCUUGUAUCCAGUUAAAACUCGGUUUGUGGAGUACAUGCUUUCGCAUGUACAGAAAUUGGAUAAUCUUCUGCAGAUCAACCGCAUUACCCCGGAUAUGUCAGGCGCCUAG